Messenger RNA from Hippoglossus stenolepis (Pacific halibut), 1319 nucleotides. Its product is annotated as phosphatidylinositol 3,4,5-trisphosphate 3-phosphatase TPTE2-like. The transcript is spliced from 14 exons. Gene Ontology annotation, biological process: dephosphorylation. The record is from RefSeq and is a predicted model, not a curated record. NCBI's taxonomy places the organism in Eukaryota, Metazoa, Chordata, Actinopteri, Pleuronectiformes, Pleuronectidae. The coding region runs from base 1 to 1083 and encodes 360 amino acids. Gene Ontology annotation, cellular component: cytosol. Gene Ontology annotation, molecular function: protein tyrosine/serine/threonine phosphatase activity; phosphatidylinositol-3,4,5-trisphosphate 3-phosphatase activity.
AUGACGGCGGUGACGUUUCUCUGUUUCCUGAGAAUAAUAAUCCUGGUGAGACUUUUCCGACUGGCAGCUCAGAAGAAGGAGCUCGAGAAGGUCACCAGGAGGAUGAUUUCUGAGAACAAGCGGCGUUAUCAGAAGGAUGGAUUUGACCUUGACCUUACCUACGUGACAGAUCGCGUCAUCGCCAUGUCUUUCCCCUCCUCUGGGAAACAGUCCUUCUACAGGAAUCCGAUUGGUGAGGUGGCCAGGUUCCUGGACGCUAAACAUGAAGACCAUUAUAAAGUUUACAACCUGUGCAGUGAGAAAGGUUACGACCCCCAGUUCUUCCACUACAAAGUUGAACGUGUGUUCAUCGACGACCACAACGUCCCCUCCCUGGAGGACAUGCUGAAAUACACAGCCAAUGUGAGGGAGUGGAUGACGGACGAUCCCAAAAACAUCAUUGCAAUUCACUGUAAAGGAGGGAAAGGACGCACAGGUACACUGGUGUGCACCUGGCUUAUCGAUAGUGACCAGUUUGAGAAUGCACAAGACAGUCUGGAAUAUUUUGGUGAGAGGAGGACGGACAAGAGUCGCAGCUCCAAGUUUCAGGGAGUGGAGACUCCAUCUCAGAGCCGGUACGUGGGGUACUACGAGAUCAUGAAAACGAGGUUCAACAGGCAGCUGCCUCCACCCAAACCCCUCCACAUCAAGAGCAUCCGCAUACACUCUAUAGCAGGUGUGGGUAAAGGGGACGGCAGCGAUCUUAAGGUGAAGAUAAUUGUGAAGAAAGAGCUGGUGUUUCAGUGUGUGUGUGCCAAACAGGAGAACUGCAAAGUGUUUCCUGACGUGGGCAAUAAUGCAGCAGUCAUCAGUCUCCAGAACGGGCCUGAGGUCGAAGGAGACGUGAAGGUCAUGUUUGAAUCAAGUGCUGGUCUUCCAAAAGGAUACGAAGAUGUCCCGUUCUACUUCUGGUUCAACACGUCCUUCAUAGAGAACAACAGAUUGUUUCUACCCAGGGAUGAACUGGACAACCCACACAAACCCAAGACCUGGGACCUGUACAAGGAGGAUUUUGGUGUCUCCAUGUUCUUCUCUGAACCAUAAUAAUAAAAAAUGCUUUAGAAAAAUGAAGAAGGUACAAUGGCUUGUUACAGGUGAACAGGAAACACUAAUAAAUAAAAAAACUGAAAUUAAAAAAGACAAUUCAACUGUAAUGUUUAAUAAGGGAUAUAUGAGGAAGCACCAUGACAUUUUAUGUAUUGUAUUCCAGUAAACGAGUUGAUGUGUAUGUGUGGUGACUCUUUUGGGUAUUCAAUAAAACAUUUUUAUUGCACUUGAAA